GAUCGAGUUGUAGGCAACAUACAGAAUUGUUCUAUACAAAAACGGUAUUAACAGCCAUGGUGCAUGUGGUGCAGAGCAGCGAGGAUUUCAAGAAGCAAAUCUCAGAUGCCGGCGACAAGCUGAUCCUCAUCGAUUUUAAUGCCGACUGGUGCGGCCCCUGUAAGCGAAUUGCACCCAAAGUGGACGAACUGGCGUGUCAAUAUGCCGAACGUGCCAUUGUCCUGUCGGUGAAUAUCGAUGAGCAUAUGGAGAUUACCAUGGCGUAUAACAUAAGGAGCAUGCCGACAUUUGUAUUCGUCAGAUGCGGAUUUAUAUUGGAGAGCUUUGUUGGUAGCAAUGCCGACAGACUCUCCAAAACCAUGGACAAAUAUGCGAACGAUAUUCAGGAAAUGCACUUUUCGGAAAUGGAUCUCAAGCCGCAGCUGAAGCAGCUGCCCAACUCCCCCCUGGAGAGCGUCGACGAAGCUGCUCACAUGGUAACCGAAUGCGCUGAACCUGCUGCUACUAACAAUACCAACUGCAACAGCAACGAGAAUCGGGAAAUUGCAAACCUCUAAAUUGAAAUACCAAAAAAAAAAAGAAACCAUGCAAAUCACAAAAUUAAGAACCAAAUAUCAGUGAUGGGUGCCAUAAUCCCAUAAUCGCGUAUCCCGUAAGAGGAAAAAACCACACAAAUUUUUGCAGAUUCGUAGAAUUUCUGAAUACACAAAUAUCAUCAUUAAAUAUAACAGCUUUUCAAAUUUUGCAUAUUCUUGCU
Molecule: messenger RNA, 757 nt
Organism: Drosophila grimshawi
Lineage: Eukaryota; Metazoa; Arthropoda; Insecta; Diptera; Drosophilidae
Product: thioredoxin-2
Exons: 2
Coding region: 57-557 (166 amino acids)
Source: RefSeq, a predicted model, not a curated record